GCCACGCACUGGGCCGGGUCCUGCGGGGGAGGGCAGGUGAGGGCCUAGGUGUGCCACGACCCCGUUUUCGACCGUGCGAGGUGCCCGGGGUUGGGGCACAAGAUCUGAUUCCGGAGCUGCCAUGAUUGAAGUGGUAGCAGAGCUGAGCCGAGGUCCUGUGUUUCUGGCGGGGGAGGCGCUGGAGUGUGUAGUGACGGUCACCAACCCCCUGCCCCCCACGGCAACUUCUGCGUCCAGUGAGGCUCUGGCCUGGGCCAGUGCCCAAAUCCACUGCCAGUUCCAUGCGAGUGAGAGUCGAGUAGCACUACCUCCCCCUGACUCCAGUCAGCCAGACGUCCAGCCGGAGAGCCAGACUGUCUUUCUACCGCACCGAGGUGAGAGAGGUCAGUGUAUCCUUUCCACUCCACCAAAAAUCCUUUUCUGUGAUCUGAGGCUAGAUCCCGGAGAGUCCAAAUCAUACUCCUACAGUGAAGUGCUGCCCAUAGAGGGACCACCCUCCUUUCGGGGUCAGUCGGUCAAGUAUGUCUACAAACUGACCAUUGGCUGCCAGCGUGUCAACUCACCCAUCACUUUACUCAGGGUUCCUCUGAGGGUUCUUGUGCUGACAGGCCUUCAAGAUGUCCGGUUUCCCCAGGAUGAGGCUGUAGCCCCAUCUAGUCCAUUCUUGGAGGAGGAUGAAGGUGGGAAGAAGGAUUCAUGGCUAGCUGAGCUGGCUGGGGAGCGUCUCAUGGCUGCCACAUCCUGCCGCAGCCUCCAUCUAUACAAUAUCAGUGAUGGCCGAGGAAAAGUUGGGACAUUUGGCAUCUUCAAAUCUGUAUACAGACUCGGCGAGGAUGUGGUGGGGACCUUAAACUUAGGGGAAGGAACUGUAGCUUGUUUGCAGUUUUCAGUAAGCUUACAGACUGAGGAGCGUGUACAGCCUGAGUACCAGAGGCGCCGCAGGACGGGGGGUGUCCCCUCUGUGUCUCAUGUGACUCAUGCCCGGCACCAGGAGUCCUGCCUGCAUACAACCAGAACGAGCUUCUCUCUCCCCAUCCCUCUCAGCUCCACCCCAGGCUUCUGCACAGCCAUUGUGUCCCUGAAGUGGCGAUUGCAUUUUGAAUUUGUAACAUCGCGAGAACCAGGUUUGGUGCUCCUACCUCCCUUGGAACAGCCCGAGCCUGUCACCUGGACUGGGCCUGAGCAAGUGCCUGUAGACACCUUCAGCUGGGACCUCCCCAUCAAGGUGCUGCCCACAAGCCCUACCCUGGCCUCAUAUGCAGCCCCAGGCCCCAGCACCAGCACCAUAACCAUCUGAAACUGGCUCACCGUGACACUGUCUUUCUUCAGGAUACUAAGAACUCAGCAUCUGGACUCUAGUAGGGCCCAUUUUCCCCACGCGGGGUCCAAUGGCACGGACAAUGAGAGGCAGGCUUUCAGCUGUAGCAUUAAUUUAUUUAUUCAGAAUAAAUUGGCAGCUGCUAGUGGUUUCCCUGGAAGUGGCAGCAGCAGUGGGCAGUCAGCAGAAGGGUGAUCAGUUGAGUUUAGCUGGAGUGGGGAGCAGGAGCCCCAGGAGCAGGGGUGUUAGCUGAGCCCCAUUCUGGGUCGGGCCCUCCGCCUUUGCAGGGCAGCCGAGGGUCAGAUUUUUGCACCAGGGAGAACUGGCAGGUUCCUGCCUCCUGACGUACCUCACAGCCCGCGGGGAAGUCGAUGGGAUGCUGGGACCUGGGGAACCAAAGGAUGGGAAAGGAGUCAGCACAGUGAAGGGCCACCUUUAUCCCUGCCCCACACUUGCUCUCUGCCAGCAUUCCUCCUAUAUCUUUAGUGCCCUCUUGGUCCCCCUAACUAAGCUCUCGCCUACCAUAUAUGGAUUUUUUCAUUUCAUAGCAGAAACAUUUUCCGUCCAGACCCACCCCUACAUCCCCUCACUUUGUAGCCUGCAGCCUUAUCUCUCAAACUCUUGUUGGUACCUUCGGGUUCGGCCAGCCUCAUACCACUGUUCUGUUCAUUGUCACAUCACAGCAAUAUGGUUACGCCCUGGCCAGCCCUCAGUCACUCAUGUCAGAGCCAUUCUCUCUGGCCAUCUUUGGUCACUCACGUGUCACAGCAGCCCACACCGACGGGAUGCAGACAGGUACAAUGGAAACAGUCCUUGCGGAGCCAAGACUCACCCAGGGUAAAAUACUUCCCUUCAUAGUGGCAGGGGGCUAGGGAAGAAUAGGAAAUGUUAGUGUGUUUGGGAGUGGUGGUGGCAGACAGGAUCGCUUGUGGUCUGGAGUGGGAGAAAGUAAGUGCAUAUCACCCCCAUUUUUAGUCUCUCCUGUUUCCGAGCUGAGGGGAGUCUGGGUAUUCCGAGAGAGGAUCAUCUCUAAGCCCCCCAGAUCAUCUCUAAACCCCAGCUCCCUCUGUCCCUGUCCUUUCCUAACGCCGCCCCCAGCUUUACCUUGAGCUUGGAAGUAGCACUUGCUGUGGACUCCUGGCUGCUGGAGGAGCAGAGAGAUCACCAAGCAGAUGAUCCCCCAGCUUCCCAGGACCCCCUUCGCCUGUCCAGUCCAGCACAUCCUUGGGGUCAUUCCUGUGCACAGCCCUCGCGAUCCCUUCUUGGUCUCUGUUCAGGCUACUCUGGCUUGUCUCUGGCUUUUCUUUGUUUUUCUCCUUGGGUCUUAGUUUCUUUCUCCCCUGGGCUCCUGUCUCACACCAUCUCCGUGCCCUCUGCUCUCGCAGGCUUGGGGAUGUUUAUAAAGUGAGGACCCUGGCCCCCUGCUGAGUAGAGCUGGAAAAGCUGUAACUCUGUUUCCUGAGGUGAGGGCAUGAAAACAAGAGGUCUAGCUUUAACAAGCUGUGAGAGCUGAUUCAUGCCCCGGCACAGCUGGGGGAGGGAGGUGGCCAUGGAAGGGGCACUGGACUGGGCACUUCCCCAGCAAGGAGGUGGGAGGGGUGAGGGCCCCCAGGUGGUCCCUACAUCUCUUCCCUGACCUGGAGAGAAGGAAGCAUUCCACCCCACCACCCCACCCCCAGCACACACACUCCAGGGGUGUGUGUGCUGGGAUCCUUGCCUGGACCGGAGGGAGGCAUUUCCUGGGGAUGGCUAAUCCUGUGCCCCAGCCAAACCAAGGAGCUGCAGUAGGGUGCGACAGCCAGAGGCUCCAGGAGAGCGAACAGGCCCCUGGAGUGCGGAAUGUUUCUCAGAUCCUAGCGCAGAGUCUCCCGGAAGUAUCCUAGAGACAUGGCUGCCCCUCAGAGAUGGGGAGGUAGGUGUCUCUUUUGCACAGGCAUACUGAGGAUGCAUUCAUUGUUCAGUACCUCCAAACAUAUGGCAGAUAUAAGGUCUUCCCAUAUCUGGGGAUGGUUCUUUCAAAGAGGAACAUCCUUAAAUGCCCUGAUGGUAUGAGUCACUCCAGUUUCACAGAGGUGCUCCUCUUUCCUCUUGUACAUUAUGGAAUGAGAAUUGAGGAAUCCUCUGACAUCCUCUUUUGGGUUUCCUGCAGGUUCUAGAGAGCCCCCAAGAUGGGUGAUUAAGAGCAUAGGUUAUAGAGUCAGACUAGUUGAAUUCAGAUCCUGAUUGUACUUAAGACUGUGUGACUUUGGGCAAGCCACUUAACCUCUCUAAGUCUGUUUCCUUAUCUUUACAUUGGGAUGGUAAUACUAACUCAGGGUUGUUAAGAGGCUUUCAAUGAGGUAAUGCAUGUAAUGCUGUUAGUAGUGUCCCUGGCACAUGGCCCUCAGAAAAUAUUAGCUGCUGUGAUUGGUACUAGAGUUCAGAGACAAAAUAGGUACGUUUCAUUGUUUGAAUCACAUCGAGCAGCUCUGCAUUGCUGAGGGCUUUUGUUGGGGGCUGCUAUCUCCUACCACAGACUUCCGCCCUUUUCACAUUCGU
Molecule: messenger RNA, 3856 nt
Organism: Odobenus rosmarus divergens (Pacific walrus)
Lineage: Eukaryota; Metazoa; Chordata; Mammalia; Carnivora; Odobenidae
Gene: RGP1
Product: RGP1 retrograde golgi transport homolog (S. cerevisiae)
Exons: 9
Coding region: 122-1297 (391 amino acids)
Biological process (GO): retrograde transport, endosome to Golgi
Cellular component (GO): Ric1-Rgp1 guanyl-nucleotide exchange factor complex; Golgi membrane
Source: RefSeq, a predicted model, not a curated record